Molecule: messenger RNA, 4487 nt
Organism: Anarrhichthys ocellatus (wolf-eel)
Lineage: Eukaryota; Metazoa; Chordata; Actinopteri; Perciformes; Anarhichadidae
Gene: clcn1b
Product: chloride channel, voltage-sensitive 1b
Exons: 23
Coding region: 1034-3964 (976 amino acids)
Biological process (GO): transmembrane transport; chloride transport
Cellular component (GO): plasma membrane
Molecular function (GO): voltage-gated chloride channel activity
Source: RefSeq, a predicted model, not a curated record
AGGGGUUAAGGGGGAUCUGUGUGUGUGUCUUUGUGGUUGUCAUAAUGGCCGCCGGUCUCAUCCGCCUGAGAGGAGGAACCAGAGGACGAGUUGGUGAAGAUUAAUCUGAGUGGCAUGUUGUCUCCCUGGGAUGCGGAGCAGUGGUGGUGUACCCCAGUGGUCCGUGGGCUCUUCAGCUUUUAGUGAAUUGUGUGCUGCACAUACGCGCUUAGCUCCCUUCCUGUAUUAGCGCCUCUAGAUAUCUGAACCUGCCGGAGAGGUUAAGCAAUAUGGAGAUCACUUUACCGAGCUCCGCAGUGGGUCCUUCGAGCAUUUUUUUUUUGUGUUGGGGGGGUAUUUUACAGUGAGAGGGUAGAUUCGGGGUGAUUCUUAUUUAAUUUUUCCCUCAGGAGGGGGAUUAUCUUGCAUCAUUGGCUGAUUAAGUGUGAGCUGUCAUAGAGGUGUCGUGUGCACUUUCCUGCUCACGUUGUAGGGGCAGCCCUAUGGGGGGGUGCCCUUCCAACCCCCACCACCCCUGUCCAAACAAGAACAGUCCAUCCAAACACACACACUCACGCGCACACACACACACACACACCUAAUGGCCGGCUGGCAGAGAGGUUGCUGCUAAGGGCAACAAGUUGUGUGUGUGUUUAUUAGGUGUCUGCAGUUCUAAUAAAGGAAAGCGCUGCGUCCUCCACUGCCUCAUCAGAUGGCUUUGCUCUGAUUUCUGUCCGAGCGUCGGUCAGGUCUGCAGUGGAGCUGGAUGGCUUGCAGCCUCUGGAUCAUCUGGUGAGAAGAAGAAACGCGUUCGGGGAGGACUUCAUCUAUCUUUUCUUUUUCCCCCGAUUUUUGCUUUGCUAUGGAACGAGUAUGAGUUUAUAGGAGAGUGAGGAACUUUUAGACGAUGUUUGUUUGAACUGGUGUAAAGUGUGUACAUAUAUACAGUGUAUAUAAGAGCGAGAGAGUGUGUGUGUUUGUAUGGUGUUGCCCACUCCAUUGGAAAUGCUGGGGUGUCCAGCGAGGUUAUUUUUGGAUCAGUGACAGCGUGUCAAUGGCUGCAGAUGCGUCGCAAGGAAAGGCUCUGAGAUACCAGCAGACCCUGCUGUACGGGGAGUACAGGGAGCAGCAGGGAAGCUUUGCCCGACGUGAGGCUGCCCGUCUGCUGACAGAGAGACAAUGCAGGAGACAGGCGGGGGACAACACCACCGGCCGAACAGGGCACGGCCGGCGGCAUCAGCAUCAGCAUCACCCAGUGUCCCUGGAGCCGUAUCACAGCCACGCCUCUUCCACCAAGAAGCCUCGUCCCUACUCAAAAUGCCAAGAUUGUUUUGCUCGUGUGCGGCGGUACAUAGUGACCAAGAUGGGGGAGGACUGGAUAUUUCUGGUUCUUCUGGGACUGACUAUGGCUCUGGUCAGCUGGAGUAUGGACUACACCAGCGCCAAGAGCCUGCAAGCUUAUAAGUGGAUGCAUGGGGAGCUAAAGGGCAAUGUGCCACUCCAGUACCUCGCCUGGGUUACCUAUCCCAUGAUCCUUGUCAUGUUCGCCUCGCUCUUUUGUCACCUGGUUUCCCCACAGGCCAUCGGUUCUGGCAUUCCUGAGCUGAAAACCAUCCUGAGAGGUGUAGUGCUGAAGGAGUAUCUGACCCUCAAAGCCUUUAUAGCUAAAGUCGUCGGGCUGACUGCUGGCUUAGGCAGUGGGAUGCCGGUGGGCAAAGAGGGUCCAUUCGUCCACAUCGCCAGUAUCUGUGCCGCAGUGCUGAGUCGAUUCAUGUCCAUCUUCUCUGGAGUCUAUGAGAACCCUUAUGGUUACACAGAUAUUCUGACUGUUGGCUGUGCCGUGGGGGUGGGAUGCUGUUUCGGCACUCCACUUGGAGGGGUGUUGUUCAGUAUUGAGGUCACGUCUACCUACUUUGCGGUGAGGAAUUAUUGGCGGGGAUAUUUUGCCGCCACAUUCAGCGCCUUCAUAUUCAGGGUGCUCUCUGUUUGGAACAAGGAUGCUGUCACAAUCACAGCUCUCUUCAAAACUAACUUCCGGAUGGAUUUCCCCUUUGACCUGCAGGAGCUGCCUGCAUUUGCAAUAAUAGGGAUCUCGUGUGGCUUCCUGGGGGCGUUCUUCGUCUACCUGAACAGACAGGUGGUCCUCUUCAUGAGGAGACCGACAGCACUCACACGCUUCCUAACCAAACAUCGAUUGAUCUAUCCAGGUGCAGUGACACUGAUCAUCGCCACCUUAACGUUUCCACCUGGAUUUGGACAGUUUAUGGCUGGAGAGUUGAUGCCCAGAGAGUGUAUCAACUCCCUGUUUGAUAAUUUCACCUGGACCAAAAUCUCAGGAUCUGCUCCGCCCGGCCUGGGUCGCUCCUCUGCAUGGAUUCAUCCUCAUGUCAGCGUCUUUGUCAUCCUCCUCCUCUUCCUCGUCAUGAAGUUCUGGAUGUCAGCACUUUCCACCACGAUGCCCAUCCCCUCCGGUGCCUUUAUGCCAGUGUUCAUAUUAGGAGCUGCUUUCGGCCGCCUCGUGGGGGAGAUCAUGGCCACUCUUUUCCCAAAUGGAAUCCUGUUUGAUGGGAUAGUCUACCGCAUCCUGCCGGGAGGUUACGCCGUCAUUGGUGCGGCAGCGAUGACGGGAGCCGUCACACACACGGUUUCCACUGCAGUAAUCUGCUUUGAGCUGACUGGUCAAAUCUCUCACAUCCUACCGAUGAUGGUGGCUGUCAUCCUAGCAAACAUGGUGGCCCAAGGUCUGCAGCCUUCUCUCUACGACUCCAUCAUCCAGGUGAAGAAGCUGCCCUACCUGCCUGAGAUGGCCCUCGGACACAUCGGCAAGUAUAACAUCUUUGUGGAGGACAUCAUGGUGCGCAAAGUUAAGUUCCUGUCUUCUCACUCCACCUAUCGGGAACUGAACGAUCUGCUUGAGACCACAUCUCUGAAAACUAUCCCCCUGGUCGACUCUAAAGAAUCCAUGAUUCUUCUGGGCUCCAUCGAGAGGACGGAGCUUCAAGCCGUCUUCGACUGGUGGCUCUCACCAGAGAGGCGAGUCUUUGAAAGAGGUCAGAGCUCCCCAGGCCAGGGCUCUAAAGUCAGCUGGGAGUCCUUCACCUUUGUAGACGAGGACGGGGGAGAGGAGAGCGCAGACAAGACUGCUCCAGUCCAGGAAGAAUGUAACGGGCCCAUCCCAUCCGCCAGAGCUCAGGAGCCCUCCACCAACCACACAGGUUCAGACAAGCGCAAGCUGCCAUCUGUCAGCAGGGCUCUUCAGAGACUCUUCUCCUCCACAUCUUUGUCAGGCCAGAUUGAAACUCAGGAGACCACGCCCCCUCCGCUGACGGACACCAUGUCCCCAGAGGAGAUCAAAGCCUGGGUAGAGGAAGAGCUGGAUAAACCAAUCGAUAUGGAGCAGAUACGUAUAGACCCCUCCCCGUUUCAACUGGUGGAAAGGACUUCUCUCCACAAGACCCACACUCUGUUCUCUCUGCUGGGUCUCAGUCACGCCUAUGUCACCAGUAUCGGAAAGCUGGUGGGUGUCGUGGCACUGAAAGAGUUACAGAAAGCUAUAGAGGGCUCAACUCGCAGUGGGGUGAAGCUUCGUCCCCCUCUGGCCAGCUUCAGAGACGCCAGCAGGAAAACCAAGAAGCACCAGCCUCCCUCAUCCACCCCUUCCUCCCCCACUCGGGACAAAGACCUGUGGGGGGAGGGGAGCAGGAGGGAGGGAGAGCUGGGGAGGAAGGAGUCCAACGAGGAUUCCAGAGGAAAGGCAUCGUCUUCCAGGGGAGCUCCUGGGUGUGACACUGCUCCCUCCUCCCCCAGCAGCUCUGUCCACACAAGAGGAGCUGACGGGGAUUCACAAGAGCCAGCAUCCCCUUCUACCUCCUCCCCUACCUCACCUUCACCUCCUGCCUCACCUGUGUCACCCACCAGCCCUGCCCUCACACUAUCCUCCCUGCAGGAGGACAGGGAGAGCGAGGAGUCCGAUGAGCCCAUAUAGACUGGGUUCAAGAGAAAAGACUUUCAUUUCACUCCUUCUCCCCCAGAGACAGAGCUGCUGUCUGGGUGGAGGAGUCGGGCUCACCUGCAGACCCUCAGACAUUCAGCUCUCAGAGAGCAGGACGAGCUAGUGCACAUAAAGCUCCUGAAACUUGUAGUACAGGAUUUUUUUUUUCUACUCUUAUAAUUUCACUCUCAAAAUCUCAGGGGGCUUCCUGUGUCUUUUGAACUGCAGACGGACAAACAUGUUCAGUCGCACAUAUCACGAAUGUUCAAUGUCCAUACAUACAUGUAUCUUGGAAAUGUUGAUUGUAGCUCUGUCAUAUUUCAGUGUCUGUUCAUUUAAUCAAACGUUAACUGACAGCAAUGAAUUGUAUGAUAAUGAAAUAAUAUAUUGAUGAAGACUUAAUUAAUUUGACCUGGAGGUCAAAGAGAUCAUGCAUUUAAAGUUUACUGAUUAAGGUUGAUUUUAAUUAUAACUUACAAUUAUCAGAUAUUUUCUGUAUGCUAAAUGUUCAAAUCAU